AUGGCGUUCAAUAUCUACGGACUUUCCACCAGCAACAGUGCUAGCACCUCUUCUUCGUCGGUGAACUUCCCUGUUCCGGCCUCCUCGCUCUCUAUUCUACCAUCUGUUGGGUCUGUGUCGAAGUAUUACGUCGAGUCCAACAAAACACGGCUCCAAACGGCCAACGAGAUCCUCGCCUGUGCCAAAUCCAACGAGACCCCGAAUUUGUUUGUGAUAGGCGGCCCCAAGUACCUGCAGUUGCUCAAGGCAUCCAACAACGAGAUCAGCGUGGAGUACGACCUUGUUUCGCAAAACUCGGGCACAAGAAACAACCAGCACGGACUCAUAGCCGACGCAAAGUUCGGCUACCAACAGUACGGAAGAAACAUAGCAGUGUCCACUCUUUCCGGCUCCAUCCACAUCUACAAUCUCGACCGCGGCAACAGAAUACGAACAACAUUCAGCGACCAUCAAAGGGCGGUCAAUUCCAUAGAUUUCAGCGCAUUGAGCCCGCACACGCUGCUAUCUGGCUCCCAGGACGGGAAGAUGAAAGUCUGGGACCUGCGGCUGAAAAACACAAAGGCCCAGAUCACCAUCAUCGGAAACGCCGACGCAAUCAGAUGCGUGCAGUUCAGCCCGCGCUCGGGCCGCCAGUUCUGCAACAUCUCCGACUCGGGAGUGAUCCAGAAAUGGGACAUCCGCAAGCCCACCACCUUUGAGCGCAAGCUCAACGCACACACGGGACCGGGACUCACACUGGACUGGCAUCCGGAACUCGACUACGUUGUUAGCGGCGGCAGAGACAAACAGGUCCAGGUCUGGAACAUGGCUUCUGGCACCGACCACUUGCGUGACCCGGAUCACGUGAUCAACACCUCGGGAGCGGUGUCGAAAGUGAGCUGGUGUCGCGGACGGGGCAACGGUUCGAUCCUGACGACGGACAUUGCUGCGUGCUACCUUAGCGAUGACCCAACGAUCCAGAUCCUGAGUCUGGGUCGCAAAUAUGUUCCGAAAAACGUGAUAGAGUUCCAUAGCAACCAGGUCACGGGACUGUUUUGGAAGAGCCCCAAGUAUCUUGUUAGCUGUUCCAAGGACAAGUCUGUUGUCCAGCACGACGUGACUCUGGAGCCGCGCGUUAUCGACACGCUGCCCACGGUGGCUGCCGAUUGGGACCAUCGCGCCGGAAGCAGGCUUUUAUUUGUGAAGCAGGAGCGACACCAAUUUGAAGACACGCGCGAAGCAGAGGUGGUUUUGCCGCCAGAAACGUACUCGCCGAACCCGUCGUCGCCGAACCUGAUGGCCAAGCCCCGGCCCAGUCUGCCACGGCAGCUGUCGCAGCCCAACACGCGCGUGUCGCCGUACGCUCUGCUGGCAGACGUUCCGGUAGCAGAGAACGAAACAGAGGUGUUUGAGUUUCUGAGCGCCAACUACAUCAUGGAGGUUCCAGAUGGGAUGGAUCUGCUACAUGUGUGCGAGUACAACGCGUCUGUUGCGGCCGGCGCAGGCAGAUACCGAACUUGUCAGGUUUGGCGCACGUUACAGGCGAGUGUAGCGUGGGACGAGUCCAACAAGGUUCUGAACGGGUUCCAGGCGUUCCAUCUGGACAACCACAGGGACCCUGUGCCCACGGACCCAAGCCGGUCGAGCAUGAACACGAGCGACCGGCUCAGCACGUCGGUGGACUCGUACGACGCCCGGUCCAAAACGUACUUGGAAGAGAACGAGAACGCCAUUGACGACGAGGAGGAAGACGUUGCGGACGCGCGCCCGUUGCAGCCGAUCGAGAUCAACAAGAACCCGGUCGUGCAACACCACUCGACGUUCUCGUUCACCGGGUCGAGCGCAGACUUCGACAACGAGAAACUCAACAUGUCUGGGUCGCCGCACACAAAGUUCCGGUCUAAGUCACUGGCCAUGUCGCAGAUUCCUGUCUCUUUGAGCUCGUCACCAGCCAAGAGCCGUCGACAGUCGAUGAAGGAGACCACGGAGCCGAAAAGUAUCGAGGCUCCGUGGAAUCCAGUGGAACUGCUACGUCGUUCUGCUAAUUAUAGCUGUAUCCAAGGAGACGUGGUUAUGUGUGCCACGUUGGCUCUGCUAUUUGCUCCCAAAUACCCAGACGCCUUCACAGAGACAGAGUGUCAGGAUUGGAUACUCACAUACCACGAAAUGCUACAGAGACGGUGUUUAUUUGAGUCGAGUGCUCAUGUAUUGCGGAUAGCUUCCAAAUCGUACGAGCUCUUCACCAAGAUCGGCCAGACACAAACGUCGCUGCGGCUAUUCUGCCAGCAUUGCAACCAGCCGAUCCUCAACGAGGUGAGCAAGAAUAUGUGGUUGCAGGACCCGGAGAUCGAGUUUGGGUUCUGGUACUGCGACCGGUGCGGCAAGGCACAGGGCGGAUGUGUGUACUGCAACGAGCCGGUCAAGGGCACGUGUGUUGUUCUGGAACGGUGUGGCCACAAGGGCCAUUUCGGGUGUCUCAAGUCGUGGUUCGUCGAGAGCAUGGAGGAGUGUUGUCCCGGGUGCGGUAAGCAGUGUGUAUAA
Messenger RNA from Ogataea philodendri, 2520 nucleotides. RefSeq lists its product as uncharacterized. Gene Ontology annotation, biological process: positive regulation of TOR signaling. Gene Ontology annotation, molecular function: protein binding. Lineage: Eukaryota; Fungi; Ascomycota; Pichiomycetes; Pichiales; Pichiaceae. Bases 1 to 2520 code for a protein of 839 amino acids. The record is from RefSeq and is a predicted model, not a curated record. The transcript has a single exon.